This is a messenger RNA of Drosophila erecta, 1560 nucleotides long. RefSeq lists its product as uncharacterized. Gene Ontology annotation, biological process: nucleosome assembly. Gene Ontology annotation, cellular component: nucleosome. The transcript has 4 exons. The record is from RefSeq and is a predicted model, not a curated record. Gene Ontology annotation, molecular function: DNA binding; protein heterodimerization activity; structural constituent of chromatin. The coding region runs from base 67 to 1497 and encodes 476 amino acids. NCBI's taxonomy places the organism in Eukaryota, Metazoa, Arthropoda, Insecta, Diptera, Drosophilidae.
UGAUCGUUUAUUGUGUUUUGAAACGUGAAAAAGUGAACGUGAACUGUGGUAAAACUCAAAUCGGAAAUGGCCCGUACGAAGCAAACUGCACGCAAAUCGACUGGUGGAAAAGCGCCACGCAAACAACUGGCUACUAAGGCCGCUCGCAAGAGUGCCCCUGCGACCGGAGGUGUGAAGAAGCCCCAUCGCUAUCGCCCUGGAACAGUGGCCUUGCGUGAGAUCCGUCGGUACCAAAAGAGCACUGAGCUUUUGAUCCGCAAACUGCCUUUUCAGCGUCUGGUGCGUGAAAUCGCUCAGGAUUUUAAGACUGAUUUGCGAUUCCAGAGCUCGGCGGUUAUGGCCCUGCAAGAAGCUAGCGAAGCCUAUCUGGUUGGUCUCUUUGAAGAUACCAACUUGUGUGCCAUUCAUGCCAAGCGUGUCACCAUUAUGCCCAAGGACAUCCAAUUAGCGCGACGCAUCCGCGGCGAGCGUACAUCGGCUGUGGUUAAUGGAAAACUUAUCCAAACAAAGGGAAAGGGUGCAUCUGGAUCAUUCAAACUGUCGGCUUCCGCCAAGAAAGAUAAGGAUCCGAAGGCAAAAUUAAAGGUUUUGUCUGUUGAGAAAAAAGUGCAAAGCAAGAAGGUAACCUCCAAGAAGACUGGUGCCUCCGCCAAAAAAACUGCCGCUGGGGCUGCUGACAAAAAGCCCAAGGCUAAGAAGGCUGUGGCCACCAAAAAGACUGCCGAGAAGAAGAAACUGGAAUCCAAAAUGUCUGGACGUGGAAAAGGUGGCAAAGUGAAGGGAAAGGCAAAGUCCCGCUCCAACCGUGCCGGUCUUCAAUUCCCUGUGGGCCGUAUUCACCGCCUGCUCAGGAAGGGUAACUACGCCGAGCGUGUUGGUGCAGGCGCUCCAGUUUACCUAGCAGCCGUAAUGGAAUAUCUGGCUGCUGAGGUUCUCGAGUUGGCAGGCAAUGCUGCUCGUGACAACAAGAAGACUAGAAUUAUUCCGCGUCAUCUGCAGUUGGCCAUCCGUAACGACGAGGAGUUAAACAAGCUGCUCUCCGGCGUCACUAUUGCCCAAGGAACUGUGGUAAAACUCAAAUCGGAAAUGGCCCGUACGAAGCAAACUGCACGCAAAUCGACUGGUGGAAAAGCGCCACGCAAACAACUGGCUACUAAGGCCGCUCGCAAGAGUGCCCCUGCGACCGGAGGUGUGAAGAAGCCCCAUCGCUAUCGCCCUGGAACAGUGGCCUUGCGUGAGAUCCGUCGGUACCAAAAGAGCACUGAGCUUUUGAUCCGCAAACUGCCUUUUCAGCGUCUGGUGCGUGAAAUCGCUCAGGAUUUUAAGACUGAUUUGCGAUUCCAGAGCUCGGCGGUUAUGGCCCUGCAAGAAGCUAGCGAAGCCUAUCUGGUUGGUCUCUUUGAAGAUACCAACUUGUGUGCCAUUCAUGCCAAGCGUGUCACCAUUAUGCCCAAGGACAUCCAAUUAGCGCGACGCAUCCGCGGCGAGCGUGCUUAAAUUGGCACGGCUUCAACUGGCAGCCAAAGCGCUAGCAUAUACUCUACAAUCGGUCCUUUUCAG